Lactuca sativa (garden lettuce) is the source of this 1179-nucleotide messenger RNA. The record is from RefSeq and is a predicted model, not a curated record. NCBI's taxonomy places the organism in Eukaryota, Viridiplantae, Streptophyta, Magnoliopsida, Asterales, Asteraceae.
AUGAACCUUCAAGAACUUGUCACUUCUCUUGCUCAAAGUCAAACCCAAUUUCAACAAGAAACCAAGAAUACUUUCUCCAACAUUCAAGCACAAAUUGGAGACUUGGCAACCGCUCUCAACAAGAUAGAACAAAAGGAAAGUCAACCUAAAAGAGUUUCAAGAGAAGACGAAGAUGAAGUGAUCAUCGUGGAACCUCCAAAAGUUGUGGUUCCUCCAAAAGAACUGGUUGUGCCAAAUGUUGAUCAACCCGACCCUUCCAACAAAUCCAUCAAACCAUUGGUCAUACCACCACCUUUUCCAUCCCGUUUGGCUUCCUCAAAGAAACAAGAAGAAGAGAAAGCAUUUCUUGAGACUUUCCGCAAGAGAAAAUUCAAGACAAAUGAGAAGAUUCAAGUAAAUGCAAAUGUAUCUGUGGUUAUCCAAAAGAAGCUUCCACCCAAAUGCAAAGACUCGGGAAUGUUUGCUAUACCUUGUACCAUUGGUGAUUUACAUGUUGAAAGUGCCAUGCUAGAUCUUGGAGCCUCAAUCAAUGUCAUGCCAUACUCGGUUUUUCAAUCUCUCAAUGUUGGACCUUUGGAAGAAACCGGAGUCAUUAUUCAAUUAGCGGACAAGUCAAGUGUAUUUCCAAGAAGCAUGUUGGAGGAUGUACUCGUUCAAGUUAAUCAACUAGUAUUUCCCGCGGAUUUCUAUGUCACUGACCUUGAAGAAAAGACUCCUUCCAAGUCAUCUAUGAUUCUCCUUGGAAGACCCUUCAUGAAUACCGCUCACACGAUUAUUGAUGUCCACAAUGGGAAGAUCACCAUGGAGUUUGAUGGAGAGACCAUUCACUUCAACAUCUUCGAAGCAAUGAGAUAUCCUAGCAAUAUAUCUCCAUUGUAUCGAGUUGAUGUGAUUGAGCCAAUCACCCAACAAUUAUUCGAGUUAUCAAAUGGGGAUCUUUUGAAGAUGGUGCUUAACAUGAGUCUCGAAGGUGAAAGUUUGAAGAAUACCUUGGAUAUGUAUACAUUGGAUUCCGAAGUCGAAAAUAUUGUGAAGGCUUUAGAAAUUACUAAUUCCACAGAGAGGGAUGUUUCUCAAGUUGCCUUAUCUCAUUCUCCAAUCAAGAUGCCACCUUCCAUAAUCCAACCACCCACACUUGAAUCGAAAGCUUUACCUAGCCAUUUAAAUAUGCUUAUCUAG